AUGAAGGUUCAGCUGCAGCAGCGAAACUACUCGGACCGCAGUCGUGUAUCAACGAUAGGAUCGGGUGGUUAUGUGGUGUCCAAGCAGCACGAGCGCGGGUCCUGUACAGACAUGCUGCAUCAAAAUUGCUGGGCGAUAGCAAAUACUGGCAGCGAGUUCGCAGCCAGUGGCGAGCUUGCGAUUCUCCAUCACACAGCCAACUCCUGCGCCGCAUAG
This is a messenger RNA of Peronospora matthiolae, 216 nucleotides long. Lineage: Eukaryota; Oomycota; Peronosporomycetes; Peronosporales; Peronosporaceae. The record is from the annotation of a GenBank genome assembly.